Exophiala bonariae is the source of this 567-nucleotide messenger RNA. RefSeq lists its product as uncharacterized. Bases 1 to 567 code for a protein of 188 amino acids. The transcript has a single exon. NCBI's taxonomy places the organism in Eukaryota, Fungi, Ascomycota, Eurotiomycetes, Chaetothyriales, Herpotrichiellaceae. The record is from RefSeq and is a predicted model, not a curated record.
AUGUCCAGCUCCGACAAAUCCUCACGAAGCAGCAAAAACGCACUCAAACGCCUGACGCACGAGAUCCAAGACCUUCAAACCUCCCCACCAGACAGCGUGCUCCACCUGGGGCCCGCGAACGACGAAGAUCUAUUCCAGUGGGAAGCAGUGCUACGAGGACCGCACGACCCGUCAUCACCCUACCACGGCGGCCUGUGGCUGCUGUCCAUUUCCGUCCCGCCCAACUAUCCGCUCGCACCGCCCAAAGUCUCCUUCGUCACGCCCAUCUGCCAUCCGAACGUACAUUUCUCGACAGGGGAGAUCUGCUUGACACUGCUGUCCGGCGAGCACUGGACGGCCGCGUAUAACCUCAGCACUACCGUCAGCGCGAUCCAGCAGUUGCUGUCGGCACCGGGGCUGGAUAGUCCGCUGAAUGUCGAUAUUGCGAACCUGUACAGAGAGGGGGAUGCGAUUGGUGCCGAGGGGCUGGUGAGGUUCUGGACCGCUGAGAAGAGGUGGGCGGGUGAGGGGAAGGCUGGCUGGAUCAGUGAGCGUCGUCCUGGCACUGGUGGUAAGCUGGGGGAAUGA